AUGUGGUUUGUUCAUAUCAUUUUCACCGUACUAUUGGCUAAACCAUUCCGAAGGUCACAAUUGCUUGUUACAGAUGGUAUUCCGGAAAAACUGAAAGUUACAAUGAUAUGCUUCAAACGGAAAUUACGACGUACAACAAAGAAAAGUACGAAAAGUUCAGUGAGUCUUUUAUGUCUAGAAGAUCAGACUGAUUCUAUCUUACUCCGUGAUAUAUCCAAGUCUCAGUAUCUUCGUCCAGAAAUUGAGAUCAGCAGUUCAGAUGUCGUCAUUCCUACUUUACUUGUACAUUCCACUGUUCACGGUUAUGAAACAAUGAUUGCAAAGUCAGAGUUAGCUCGAAUGAUGUCUGAUGAAAAAUUUGGAAACUAUAAAGUGAAAGUUAGCCAGAGUGUACUAUCAACACCACUUCCAGCACGUAUUAUUUCUGAUAGUGUCAUCGGCGGCGAAACAUCACUUAGAGGCACAGCGACAUCAACGCCUGAUAAGGCGCCAGCUGGAGAAAACAACAGUUCUCAGAACCUGGCAUCCAGCAAUGUAUCUACCAUCGAUAGCUUGUACCGAGGAUUGUUUUCAUGUUUCAAGCCGAUGUGGACCUAUUUCGGGCUAUCCGCCGAGUCAAAUGGAAUGACUAAGUCAACUAUAUCUUAUUCGAAUGACAAUUGGGAAAUACCAUUUGAAACAAUUACUCAUUUGGAGUGGCUUGGCUCAGGAUCUCAGGGAGCUGUAUUCAGUGGUCAGUUGAAUGAUCGUUUAGUGGCAGUAAAAAAAGUGAAAGACAGAUCGGAAACGGAAAUCAAACAUUUGCAACAUCUUAAUCAUGAAAAUCUCAUCAAAUUCAUAGGCGUUUGUACUCAAUCACCCUGUUUUUGCAUUGUAAUGGAAUACUGCGGUCAAGGACAACUUUAUGAAGUAAUUAGAAGUGGUCAACAUAUUGCGAAAGAUACGUUUGGCGAAUGGGCUCGUCAAAUUGCUGAUGGAAUGAAUUAUUUGCAUCAGAAACGCAUCAUACAUCGUGAUCUCAAAUCACCCAACAUUUUGGUUGAUGACAGUGACAUAUUAAAAAUUUGCGAUUUUGGUACAUCACAUCAGUGGGAUAAGGAAAAAAGUAUGGUGAUGUCAUUUUGUGGUACUGCUGCUUGGAUGGCACCUGAGAUCAUCAAGAAAGAACCGUGCUCUGAAAAAGUCGAUAUUUGGAGCUUUGGAGUUGUAUUAUGGGAACUACUGACACAGGAAAUUCCAUACAAAGAUGUUGAUUCUAUGGCGAUUAUUUGGGGUGUUGGCUCAAACAAUUUGAGCUUACCAAUACCAGAUACUGCGCCUGAAGGAUUGAAAUUAUUACUGAAGCAAUGUUGGAGCAUCAAACCACAGAAUCGUCCUUCUUUCUCGCAAAUUUUAAAGCAUAUCGCAGUUUUUAAAUCUGAAAUUGCAAACAUUUGUGAUAACGAAUGGUUAGAAAAAAAAGCAGGCUGGAAAGCAUACGUCAUUCAGUACAUGAAAGGGAUCCGGCAAGAGAAAACGUUGGCACAGAAGAAAGAUGCGCUUAAUAAUGAGCGUGAAUUACUUCGAAUGAGACGUGAAGAGUUAAAACAUGCACAAGAUAUUCGAGAAAUGUACGAAGACAAGUUGAGACGAGCAACUAAAAUUUAUUCGAAGUUGGAGCAGUGUUUGGAUGAUUUGGCAAUGCGUGAACGGGAAUUGUUAGAGCGCGAAAAAAAGUUUAGUGAACGUGAAAAAUAUGCUUAUAAUAUAGACCUUAGAACAAAUGUUUUGCCACCAAAAGGUAUGCCGAAAAGUCUUAAAAAUGCAGUCAUACGUAUGCGACCUGAGCCGAAUGACACUGCAGGUGUGAUGAAACAAAGCAUUAAUGCUUGUAAUUCAAACUGUUGCUUAUCAUAUGAGGAACAAGAAGAAAUGUCUUUGUCUUCAUCGGAAGACAAUUACCACUCUGAAUACGUAUACCGGAAUUCAUCAACAAGGUGUUCUGCUAGUAGCAUAACGACGAGUGGAGCUUUUCCAUCAUCUCAAUCACUGAUCUUUAGUCGACAAAGUUCCGGUCGCAGUUCAUUAGGAUACAAUCGAAAGUUGAGUAAAACUUCACCUAGACGAAUGCUAACUUCAAGUUCAGAACAUAAUUUCUCUCAAGACUUAUCGAUCAGACGGUCCAGUUACUUUUGCAACAAUCAAGCUGAUCUUGUUCGUGGAUCUCCUGCUCGAAAUUCCGGUAUUUCGGAAGCUUCCUGUGACUCUGGUUUUCAUAAUUUAUAUGACAUUGACUUUACAUAUGGAACUUCAACAAAUGCAAUAGUAUAUGAAUGCAGUUUCUGUGGACAACCGAUUAUCCCAACGAAAUUUUAUCGAAAUACGGAGGGACGUUGGUCGGAUGGACGUUUGACAUCACAAAGAAGGAAGAAUAGAAAGAAUACAAUAGAUUCCCAUCGAGAUUUAUUGCAACGGAUGACUCCUGUAUCAAAAGAGAAACGUUCGUCACAUACGCGAUUACGUCAAUUUACAGCAGAAAGUACGCUAAUCAGUGAUGGUGCAACAAGAAACACUUCACCAUCUGAAAAAAUCGACUCUCCACCCGUUCAUUUACAAAAUAUAACUGUCAGCUACUCGACCGUAAAAAAAUCACGGGAAGCGGAAGUAUUUUUGGAUGAAGAAUGUAACGUGACCAUUCCGCCAUCAGCUACUUGCUAUCAGGAGAAAUUGAAAGAGAAAGAAGAUAGGUUGGUGGCAUCAGGUAAGCAGAUUGCACGUGACAAUGAAGAAGCAUGUGAACAAGACGAUAAGCUGAAAAAAGAAGUUUCCGAUGCUUCUGCAGAAGAAAGUUCUGAAGAGCAGGAUGAAAAUAACGGGAAUAUUUUAAACUCAUCGCUCGAUUCUCCAAGCGCCUCUUAUAUCAUUUUUCGGAAAUUUAGAAAUCCACAAAGCACAAAUGAUAGUGAAAGAUCAAGCUGUCUGCUUAUUACUUCCUCUUCAACAAUGGAAUCAUCAUUGGAACGAAGUUUAGAAAUGGCUGCCAUACAUUCCGAUGGUCUUUCUGACAAAGAACGACAGGUUCGUGCUGUCAAAAAUACAAUUCGAACACAUCGUAGGACAGCAAGUACUCCGUUAUCGAUACCAUCCGCGGUCUGUGAAACAAGUUCAGAAAGUGAGGUGGAACAGAUUGUGCACUGCUAG
Messenger RNA from Brugia malayi, 3180 nucleotides. RefSeq lists its product as uncharacterized. The coding region runs from base 1 to 3180 and encodes 1059 amino acids. Gene Ontology annotation, molecular function: ATP binding; JUN kinase kinase kinase activity. Gene Ontology annotation, biological process: protein autophosphorylation. Lineage: Eukaryota; Metazoa; Nematoda; Chromadorea; Rhabditida; Onchocercidae. The record is from RefSeq and is a predicted model, not a curated record. The transcript is spliced from 22 exons.